AGGUUUCACUGCAGGGGCCCGCUUGGGUUCAGUGACGCUGCGGCUGCCUCCUGCCUGUGUCCGAGGUCUCCGGGCGGGGGGGUGCGGUCGUGCAAUAGGAAGCCAAGGGCAUUGCAAGCUUCCCGUUGAGCACCGGCUCAACUUCGCGCCCUGCGCGGUGCAUUCCUUCGACACCUCCCGGGACCCCACCUGUGGCCCCCCGGAGUCCCUCUCUCACGUCGGCCAUGCCUUUAAACCGCACUUUGUCCGUGUCCUCACUGCCAGGACUGGAGGACUGGGAGGAUGAAUUCGACCUGGAGAAUACAGUGCUCUUCGAGGUGGCCUGGGAGGUGGCCAACAAGGUGGGUGGCAUCUACACCGUGCUGCAGACCAAGGCGAAGGUGACAGGGGACGAGUGGGGUGACAACUACUACCUGGUGGGACCCUACACGGAGCAGGGCGUGCGGACUCAGGUGGAAGUGCUCGAGCCCCCCACCCCAGCCCUGAAGAGGACCCUCGACUCCAUGAAUAGCAAAGGCUGCAAGGUGUAUUUCGGUCGCUGGCUGAUUGAGGGAGGCCCCCUGGUGGUGCUCCUGGAUGUGGGGGCAUCAGCCUGGGCCCUGGAGCGCUGGAAGGGGGAACUCUGGGACACCUGCAAUAUUGGGGUGCCCUGGUACGAUCGAGAGGCCAACGACGCUGUCCUGUUCGGUUUUCUCACCACCUGGUUCCUGGGUGAGUUCCUGGCCCAGAAUGAGGAGAAGCCACAUGUGGUGGCACAUUUCCAUGAGUGGCUGGCAGGCAUCGGGCUGUGUCUGUGCCGAGCCCGGCGGCUGCCCGUGGCCACCAUCUUUACCACCCAUGCCACGCUGCUGGGGCGAUACCUGUGUGCUGGCGCCGUGGACUUCUACAACAACCUGGAAAAUUUCAACGUGGACAGGGAGGCGGGCGAGAGGCAGAUCUACCACCGCUACUGCAUGGAGCGGGCGGCGGCCCACUGCGCACACGUCUUCACCACCGUGUCCCAGAUCACUGCCAUUGAGGCGCAGCACCUGCUCAAGAGGAAACCAGAUAUCGUCACACCCAAUGGACUGAAUGUGAAGAAGUUUUCUGCUAUGCACGAGUUCCAGAACCUCCAUGCUCAGAGCAAGGCCCGGAUCCAGGAGUUUGUACGGGGCCAUUUUUAUGGGCACCUGGACUUCAACCUGGACAAGACAUUGUACUUCUUUAUUGCUGGCCGCUACGAGUUCUCCAACAAGGGUGCUGAUAUCUUUCUGGAGGCCUUAGCCCGGCUCAACUAUCUGCUACGAGUGAACAGCAGUGAGCAGACAGUUGUCGCCUUCUUCAUCAUGCCAGCCAGGACCAACAAUUUCAACGUGGAAACCCUCAAGGGCCAGGCCGUGCGCAAGCAGCUAUGGGAUACAGCCAACACCGUGAAGGAGAAGUUUGGGAGGAAGCUUUACGAAUCCUUGCUGGUGGGCAACCUCCCGGACAUGAAUAAGAUGCUGGAUAAGGAGGACUUCACCAUGAUGAAGAGAGCCAUCUUUGCCACGCAGCGCCAGUCUUUCCCUCCUGUGUGCACCCACAAUAUGUUGGACGAUUCCUCGGACCCCAUCCUGACCACCAUCCGCCGGAUUGGCCUAUUCAACAGCAGCGCAGACAGGGUCAAGGUGAUAUUCCACCCAGAGUUCCUGUCCUCCACCAGCCCCCUGCUCCCUGUGGACUAUGAGGAGUUCGUCCGUGGUUGCCAUCUUGGGGUCUUCCCCUCCUACUAUGAGCCAUGGGGCUAUACACCCGCUGAAUGCACGGUCAUGGGCAUCCCCAGUAUCUCCACCAACCUCUCCGGCUUCGGCUGCUUCAUGGAGGAGCAUAUUGCAGAUCCCUCAGCCUACGGUAUUUACAUUUUGGACCGGCGGUUCCGCAGCUUAGAUGAUUCCUGCUCGCAGCUCACCUCCUUCCUCUACAGCUUCUGCCAGCAGAGCCGGCGCCAGCGCAUCAUCCAGCGGAACCGCACGGAGCGCCUCUCCGAUCUUCUGGAUUGGAAAUACCUAGGCCGGUACUAUAUGUCAGCACGCCGCAUGGCACUGGCCAAGGCCUUUCCAGAGCACUUUACGUACCUGCCCCGUGAGGCCGAUGCGACUCAGGGCUACCGCUACCCACGGCCGGCGUCCGUACCCCCUUCGCCUUCGUUGUCGCGACAUUCGAGCCCACACCUGAGCGAGGACGAGGAGGAGCCCCGGGACGGGCUGCCCGAUGUGGACGGCGAGCGUUACGAUGAGGAAGAGGAGGCUGCCAAGGACCGGCGCAACAUCCGUGCCCCCGAGUGGCCCCGCCGCGCCUCCAACGCGGCAAGCAGCAAGCGCGGCUCGGUGGACACGGCGCCGUCCAGCUCGCCCAGCACCCCCAGCUCGCCCCUCAGCCCCGCCAGCUCUCUGGGUGAGGAUCGCAACUAACAGCCGUUGGCCCCCACACUCCCUGCUCACCUGCCCCCUCCCCCGCCCCCACCAUCUGAAGGGCGGAUGCGGAGCGGGAACUGUCGCCAGCACCCCACUCCUGAUCCAGAACACUCUGUGGGGUACACUGCCCCACCCCCUCUGCCAUACACUCCAGCCCCUCCAACUCUACUCUUGAACUCCACCCCCCACCCCCCACACUCCAGCGCCUCACUGCUGUGCCUUUCUUGGGUGCCAGAGCCAUAGUCUGGGCCCUGGACUUCCACUCAGGCCUGUUGGGGUCCUGCAAGCCAGAAAGUGCCAUUACCUGCCCCUGUGGUGCCAGCCAGGCUCCAGAGGCCCUUUUGGCUUGCCAAUUCUACAGCACGCCAAGCUCAGGUCUGGCAGCUCCCUGUGACCCCGCUGAUGGGACAGUCAUAGGGCUCUUUCAGGGACUUGGGUUCAGAUGCAAAAGGUCCUACAUGUCCAGUCCCGACUUGGUCAUGGACAGACAGUAUCCUGGAGAUUACUUGGGAUGAGCCUUCCCUGGGGGUGUCCAGGAGAAUCUCUCCACCACUCCCCCUCUUCGGCCUUUUCUGGACCUCACCCCACGCCUUUGAGUCUGACCUAUCCCUAUAGUUCCAGGCUUCUCUGCUCCGGGGGACCGUCCUGCUGAGGACAAAACUACUGUCAGGCCCUCAAAAUUUCCCAAUGACUUGGCACCCCCCACUCCCCACAAAACCACUGGGUUCUAGGUUUCCACGGUCGAAUCUAGAACCUCACCGUUAUGCUGCCUCCCGGUCCCUUUUCCCUUAUCCAGAGUGGAGCCCCAGGGCUCUCAGACUUCCAUAUGUACCUCAGUGCUCUUCCACCCCAAGCCACGCCUGCCCCCCAGCUCAGGUGAAGGAGGGGCCCUUCAUGUGUGCCGUGUCCCUGUACUUGGUUUGCAGUGGGGAGGGGGCGGGGAGAAGGGGUGUGACUGAAGUGUGUCCAGAGAUGAAAAAAUACAUCUAUAUUUAAGAAG
Molecule: messenger RNA, 3432 nt
Organism: Sorex araneus (European shrew)
Lineage: Eukaryota; Metazoa; Chordata; Mammalia; Eulipotyphla; Soricidae
Gene: GYS1
Product: glycogen synthase 1
Exons: 16
Coding region: 225-2429 (734 amino acids)
Biological process (GO): glycogen biosynthetic process
Cellular component (GO): cytoplasm
Molecular function (GO): alpha-1,4-glucan glucosyltransferase (UDP-glucose donor) activity
Source: RefSeq, a predicted model, not a curated record